AUGGUCCGUCACAUCGAGGGUGACGAGAUGCAAGUCACCUUCGCCCUGUCAAAAUUGACAGGACGAGCAAAGACUUGGGCCAUAGGGUCCAAGUUUCACGACCCAAACUUGUUUGAGUCGUUGGAGAUCUUGAAGUCUCGGCUCAAAGAGCCGUUUGAGCCGCCGAGAGCCGAGUUCAGAGCACGCUCUGCACUCUUGAGGCUAAAGCAAGGUAAGCGUGACGUGCACGCUUAUGCACAGCACCUGCGCUACCUUGCACGUAGCGUUACGGAAAACCUUGUUGAUGAACACACGCUCAUCAACGUGUUCAUCUACGGCCUUGUGGAUGGGCCGGCGAAGACCUACAUGUUCCGAGAGGGCUUCCAUACGCUUGAAAGGCGAUAG
Molecule: messenger RNA, 384 nt
Organism: Peronospora matthiolae
Lineage: Eukaryota; Oomycota; Peronosporomycetes; Peronosporales; Peronosporaceae
Source: the annotation of a GenBank genome assembly